Candidozyma haemuli is the source of this 2292-nucleotide messenger RNA. RefSeq names its product alpha-mannosyltransferase. Gene Ontology annotation, biological process: protein O-linked glycosylation. Gene Ontology annotation, molecular function: alpha-1,3-mannosyltransferase activity. The transcript has a single exon. The coding region runs from base 1 to 2292 and encodes 763 amino acids. The record is from RefSeq and is a predicted model, not a curated record. Lineage: Eukaryota; Fungi; Ascomycota; Pichiomycetes; Serinales; Metschnikowiaceae. Gene Ontology annotation, cellular component: Golgi apparatus.
AUGGCCUUUACAGCUAGGGCGUCGCUGUUGGCUCUGCUGAUCGUCACCAAGUUCAAACUGCCUACUCGCAGGUUCAUUCUUUUGCUUUUGGUGAUUGUAUGGAUAAAUGCCAUCAACUUUUUCGUUUUUCACCAUAGACACAAGGCGUUGACGUACUUGACCAAUAAGUUUAACCAGCUCAAUCCGCUUAAUAACUAUGAGGGGCACGCCAUUCCUAAGAAACUCGUGGAUAGCAUUACAGUGAAGUUCUGGCUCAAUGAGGCCAAGAUCGUUUCGGAUCCAAGACGUAUUGAGAUCCAUUCACUGAACUAUGAUGAUUUGUUCACCAAGCAUCCGCUUGAAGAGGUGCUCCAGCUUUCGUUUUCGGAUCGUUGUGACGCCUUCUUUAAGAAUUUGUACGUGGCUAGUGACUCAAACUGGGUUAUGGAUACUCCUAACCGGUAUAAGAUGGAUAUGGAGUAUGAAAUGUCCUGGGACGACUAUAAGAAGAAGUACGAGGAGAUCACCAGGAAGAGAAUAGGGCUUGCCCAGAAUAAGGAGCCCGAUAAGGUUGACGGGAAGGAUGUUCACAAGGCCAUCGCUAAGGUUUAUGAUGGCCUCAAGGAUAAGGCCAAGAAGAACGAGAAGGAAAUGCAAGAGCAGCUUGCGUAUGGCCGUAUCUUUAGCAAGUGUUACGUCAACAGGGACGACCCAAAGUCUAAACUGCGACUGGAUAGGUUUGCCGCCUCGCAGGCGCGUCUGGUGGGUCGUUUCUCCAGUGGUCGCUUUACUGAAACAGAUAAGGAAAGGGAGCUUUCUGCUAAUAAGUUUCCUGAUUGCGCUGAUUUGGAAGCUCGUGUUUAUCCAUGGCUUUCGUACCAGUUUCCAGUGUAUGAACGGUUUCUGGGCAAUAUCGUCAAGAGCCCACCGCACAUGUCUGACUACGUGAAGGGCGCUCUGGAACUGGAUAGUGAGCUGGAAAGGGGCGGUAAACCUGUUCGUUCUAAGCUUACGGGUAAUAGAGCUUGCUGGCUUAAUGUCUACAAGAAUAAGCUUAAUGGUAAGGGUAUUGUGAUUCCAUUCCACCCUACCUAUAUAGACCAGACCGUCUCGCUUAUCAGAGUGCUUCGUGCCUUGAAGAACAAAUUGCCUAUUCAAAUCUUGUCUUAUGGGCAGCUUGAGGAGACGCAGAAGCAAAAGUUGAGCGAUCUGGCCAGGGAACCUUUUGUUGACCUUCCGCCUAGUUUCACCAAGGUGGCUGAGCACAUCGGCGAGCUGAUGUUGGAAAAUGAAGAGGUGGGACUCACGCAGCAAGAGCUCUGGUUUGUUGAUGCUCUGUCUGUUCUCGUUCCUGAAGCUAAAGACAGAUGGGAAGACUAUCCGCUUUCGAUCUUGGCGACUUUUGCAAGUUCCUUCGAGGAAGCACUUCUCAUGGACCCAACUAUUGUGCCUUUGAAGAACCCAGAAUACUUUUUCAACCUUAAAGAGUACAAAAACACUGGAGCUUACUUCUACAGAGCCAAACCUAUGCAUAACCGUAAGGAGAAGAACAUUGACUUCUUCAACAAGAUGUCGCCCUCGUUGGUCGACACUGUGAUGUUCAACAUUCCGAUCUUGACUGAGACUUCGCUUUCGUUGCCAUUCUUUGAAGGCCUUCAAGAGAUGCAAGACUCAGGUGUGGCAGUCAUUAACAAGGCACGUCAUUUCGGUGCCCUCAGUACAUUGCUACAAUUGGGCGCCUACUGGCCCGCUUCAUACCGUGGCAGUAUUGCUCAGGAACUCUGGCUAGGGUUUAUCGUUGCUGGAGAUGAAGAUUUCCAUUUCAACAAGUACCUUCCUGCCGCCUUGGGUGACGAACCACCUGAAGAGGAGAAAGCACCACAAGUCUGUAGUGUCCACACUGGACACUUGGACCCAGAGUCAACAAACCAACUCGCAUGGAUGACGGGAGGCUUUGCCGUGUGCCCGAUUGAAAACCCAGAUGUGAGUGAUGACUUUGGAAAUGCAUUCACGGCGAAGACGUUCGAGGACCCUGAGGAUAUGGUUGAAUACUACAAGAGUAGGUUUAGCCUCAGGGUGGCUAUCGUACCGCCAUUUGAGGAUACUAGAAGCUUUGAUUUGAAAAAUGACGACGGCAAUCCAGUGAGUCCUUGGCAAGUAGGCCAGGGAUGUCUGGGAUUGGUGCUCUGCGCCAAUGGUGAGAUCGGAGGGUCAACGAAACAUGGCCCCAACAUACAAAAAGGUCAAUUUAUCGAGUUUGAUCCACUCGAACUGAACCUUAACGCAUUUUAUGGAGAUAUUUGGAUGGGCUGA